Molecule: messenger RNA, 2565 nt
Organism: Aspergillus tanneri
Lineage: Eukaryota; Fungi; Ascomycota; Eurotiomycetes; Eurotiales; Aspergillaceae
Product: Gfo/Idh/MocA family protein
Exons: 4
Coding region: 1-2565 (854 amino acids)
Biological process (GO): NADPH regeneration
Cellular component (GO): cytoplasm
Molecular function (GO): nucleotide binding; oxidoreductase activity
Source: RefSeq, a predicted model, not a curated record
AUGUCCCCCCUGCACUCCCGAUCACUGUCGACCGACGUCUACACGUCCUUUGGCAACUCCACCUAUCUGGCAUACAACUGUCCGGCGAUCAUCGACCUCGACCGCGACCCCGACAACCGCAACACCACCUGCCUGGAUAUGCAGCACGUCGGCGAGGCCUACCACAAUUACCAGCUCUAUCUGAAUCUCUGGCGCGAGCGCAGGAAUACCUCCUACCCCAACGAACAACAACGACCGCUCCCGAUCGGUUCUUUGUACGACAACACCACGCUGACCGGCAGCUGGAUCGAGCAUUGGGACCUCGCCGACAACUCCAAACACCACGGACGGCUGGUGGACAACGUCACGGCCGUCAUGCCGCACGGCUCCAUGCUGACGGUGUCGCGAUACCCGGCCAACGAGCUGCCGCCGCCGCAUUCGGUGUCCGGCGAGGGCAGCUUCGAACUGGAGGCCUCGGUGCUGUCGCCUGCGGUCAACGUGCUCUGCGUCGGCAUGACGGCGCACGAACUGGCGCCGCUGGUCUUUAACGAGUGGCCGGAAACGAAGGGCAAGUUCAACGCCUCCCACUGGCCGGGCAAGCCCGAAAACACGCCCAAGGAGGUCCCCGUCUAUCCGGACUGGCUGAACCGCACCGUUGUCGACGACUUCUUCUUCUGGGGACCCGACUAUGGUCUGGACCAGCGGCCCCCUAUCUUCGGCAAAUUGCCCAAACCCUACAAUACAUUGCUGAAUGGCACCGGCAACUACCCAACGCAGUCCAUCUACCUGCUGGGAGCCACACCGGACGACGUCCACGACCCGCCAUACGUGCUCUGCGGACUGCGGGCCAAACUGACACCCCGGUGCUCCACGCGCUACAACGCCACGGCCAACGGGGCGCAGUUGAGCACGCGCUGCGAGGAUCCCAACAACCCGCUGCAACUGGACAACGCCUUCCCCGACGCGCCGGACGCCGCCUGGGAGCCCGACUGGAAGAACGUGGCGUCCGAAUGGGCCACGUCGCUGAGUCUGGGCACCGGUAUCACGGACGGGCAGUCCAGCAACGCGCGUCUGCUGAUGCAGCUGGUGCCGGAGAAGCGCAGACGGGAUCCACUGCUGCCCUCGCUGGCCGAGGCAUUGGCCGUAAUGGCGGGCAGCGCGCUGGUGCUCGGUUCGCGCGGAUCGCCCGUGCAACCGGGGGACGCUGCCGCCAGUAUGGGCCUGCAGUCGUUUGAAGCGCGUGUGCGGUCCAUCGGAUAUGCAUCGGGGGGCACGCAGCGCUGGCAGGGCAUCUUCUACGUCAUCCUGGUAUUUGCCUUCCUGACCAGCGCCAUCUGCCUGGCGUUUAUUCUCUUCGAGGUGCGCGGUCGUCAAGUCACCGACUUUACGGACCCGCAGAAUCUGUUCACCCUGGCCAUGAACAGUCCGGCCACGCCGCGGCUGCAGGGGGCCUGCGGUGCCGGGCCGCAGGGACGACAGCUGAACGAGCGCUGGGUGGUGGCGAUGGAGGAACAGGACGAACAUUAUUAUCUACGCCCGCCGGGCGAGGCACCGCGACGUCGCGUCAAGUCGAUGGCGUCGAUGGAGGUCGAGGAUCCUAAACCCGCCAUUCGAUCCUCUCCCCAUCUCGAACUCAAAGCCGUCUAUUCGCGUUCCCUCUCCUCGACCCAGCAGGUGGCCCCUGACGCUCCUAUUGAUCGCUAUGCCGGCGACGAUCUGCCAGCUCUCCUGGCGCGGACGGACAUCCAUGCCGUGAUUAUUGCACUGGCCAUCGGUACCCAGUCCCCGUACAUUCGCGCCGCCCUAUCCGCCGGCAAACAUGUGUUGUCCGAGAAACCCAUCACCGAGCAUGUCGCCGAUGCCGUGGCCCUGCUGCAGUGGUAUCGCGAGACCCCCAUGGUGGCCACUUGGGCUGUGGCUGAGAACUGGCGCUACCUGGACAGUCUGGUGCAUGCUAGGUCGCUGAUGCCGCGUCUAGGACGUCUGUCGCAGUUUCGCACCUUGCUAUAUGAUAACAUCGGGCCCAAGUGGCAUCUCGCGCGAUAUUUCGACACCACAUGGCGUCAACAACCGAGUCAUCAAGGUGGGUACUUACUAGACUAUGGCGUGCACUCGCUGGCUGGCACGCGACUGCUCCUGGGUGACGAGCGUAUUGCCCGCGUGGCUGCCUUCACGCGUAGCGUCAACCCGGCCCUCCCCCCCUUGGACACGAUGGAUGCCAUCCUGCAGACCGAGUCGGGACUGCAGGGCACGGUGCAGUUUGGCCUCAGUACGUCCCUGCAGGACGCCGGAUGGACCGUGGUCGGCGAACACGGCCAUCUGCAAGUCACCAUGACGCGCGUGGUGUCUGUCAUCGAUGGAGAUGAAGAGAUCGUCGACUUCUCAGCGGACGGACUUGUAGUCCCGAAUGAGGUGCACGCCUGGGGGGAGGCGUUAUCUCGGGGGAGGGUCAACAUGCAGCAGUCGCCGGAGCAGGGCUUGGCUGAUUUGGAACUGAUUGAAGCGAUGCUGCAGAGUGCGGUGGAGAAAGGGAAGCCGCACGACUUGUGUCAUCAGCAUGUCGUGACAGAUUUCGAGAAGGAAUAA